Purpureocillium takamizusanense is the source of this 327-nucleotide messenger RNA. RefSeq lists its product as uncharacterized. The transcript has a single exon. The record is from RefSeq and is a predicted model, not a curated record. Bases 1 to 327 code for a protein of 108 amino acids. NCBI's taxonomy places the organism in Eukaryota, Fungi, Ascomycota, Sordariomycetes, Hypocreales, Ophiocordycipitaceae.
AUGGGUGCCACGUGCCGUAUGUCGCAGAUGCUCAGACGCCUCGCUGCUGCCCACCAUGACGAACUGAGUGUGGAGGACGACGACGCCACAGCGACGACGCCGCGCUUGUGCUCCGCCGUGCGGCCCCCCCCCCCCCCCCCCCCUAACAGUGUCCCUGGCAUCUGGCUGGAGUCGGCGGCCACCCACACCUCGCCUGAGGCUCUCGGCCAACCCUGGCGCUGGGCCUCAGCCCCAAAUACCACCAUCACCCGCCGUUUCCGCCAUGGGCGUCAUUGCCACGUUUUGACAGAGCAGAUCAUCUCGGGCAAGGUUCAAAAUCGAGUCUAG